Molecule: messenger RNA, 354 nt
Organism: Pisolithus orientalis
Lineage: Eukaryota; Fungi; Basidiomycota; Agaricomycetes; Boletales; Pisolithaceae
Exons: 1
Source: RefSeq, a predicted model, not a curated record
GACGUACCAGGUGCUGCCAAGAAAGAUCUUGCACCAGUCUCCCCACCGGGGUCCAAAGUGCCUUUCCACAGAUUCGUACAUGUCGCCGUGCUAGGAGCAACACUGCUGCUAGUUUUGUACACUUACAGCAUGGCGUCCUUGCUACACCAGGACGCCGCUUGGUGGAGGUUACUGCUAAGUUUACCAGCAAAGGUUGGGAGUAACAUAUGGGACUCGGAGAACAGAGUUCGAGUCGUCGAGGGAGAGACGUUGGAGGGUAGAAUGAAUGCCCUUGCAGACGUACUUAAUGUCCCUGCUCGAGAUGUCGCAUCUGCGGUCAAACCGCUCGUACCGCCUGCGAGCUUGGCGAGCAUG